UCAACAUGACGGCUGAAGAUAACGGAAUGACUUUACAGCCAAAUACAACAGUUAUAGUAGUGCAUUAACUAAUAUGCUACUAUGAUAAUCAGACUGGUGCAGGAAACAACACAACUGCAAUGGGGGCGGACUCGGCCAACUUACCAAUACAUCAGAUUUUUAUGAUAACGUCAUACGUGUUUAUCUGCUUGUGUGGACUAAUAGGAAAUGGGCUAGUGAUUUAUGUUGUAUUGAGGUUUUCUAAAAUGAAAACCGUAACAAAUCUGUACAUAUUAAAUCUAGCGGUGUCGGAUUUCCUGUUUCUGUUGAGCCUGCCAUUCCUAAUAACUACAACUAUUCUGGAAUACUGGAUAUUUGGCAGAGCAAUGUGUAAAAUAUAUUUUGUAUUUUUCUCAAUAAAUUUCUUUACAAGUGUGUUUACACUUACAGCCAUGUCUGCUGACCGAUAUCUCGCAGUUUGCCAUCCAGUCCGGUCAGUGUACUACAGAACAACGAGAAUAGCUUUCUUCGUUUGUCUUAGUAUCUGGUCCAUAUCGUUUUUCGUCAUGCUGCCAAUAAUUCUAUACUCAACUACAGUCUCAAACCAGAAAUACGCCGACAAAGAUACGUGUACAAUUCACUGGCCGGAUGACCAGCCAAUUCCUGGCGAUAAAGCCUUUACGUGGUAUACGUUCUUGCUCGGAUUCCUCAUACCAGUUGCUUUGAUAUCAGUGUUUAAUAUAUCUGUCGUUCUACGGUUAAAAAGUGUUGGUCCCAGCAAGAAAUCAAAAGAAAGGAAAAAGUCAAAUAGGAAGGUCACUCGAAUGGUUCUUGCUAUGAUUUCCGUGUACGUUAUUUGCUGGCUACCUUACUGGUGUUUCCAAGGAAAUCUUACAUUUAAAGCAUCAGGUACCAAAGUGCCGAGUUGGCAAAUAUAUAUGUUUAGCGCCUUCACAGUGUUAUCGUUUGCCAAUAGCAUGAUAAAUCCAAUUUUAUAUGCUUUUUUAAGUGAAGUGUUUAGGAAGAGCUUUUUGAAAGCUUUCAACUGCGUCCAGUUUAUUGAAUCGUCACGACGUCACACAGCAGAUAAUAGCAUAUUUCCAAGAUCAACAACACGAAAAGAAAACGGAAAAGAUGAAAAUUAUGAAUUUACGUCAAUGGAGAAUCAAACGGAAAAUACAUGUAUGCAUACAAAUAAUGCAUUUCAGCUGAAUAACAUAGAUGUUCACAAAUACGAACCGAAUGGAAACGAGGAAAAGGUCCUUGAAGCUGAUAUUCAAUAUGUUGAUAAGGAAAUACAAACAAAGCAUGGCCAAGAAGAAUUAUAAUUCUCUAUAGUUGCAUAGUGGUUUCCAGAAUGCACUUGAAAUAAGAGCGUGUAUCAAUGAGUUAUUGAAAAACUAAUUAUUGUUAUUUCAAAAAUAUGUUUUGUUUGCGAAAAGGUACUCUUUUGAUGGUUAUUGGUGAUCAAAAACAUUUUAUGUGAAGUGACGAGAUAAGGACAAAAUUGUUCGUGUAUAAAGUAAUUGAAAUAUUAAAAAAACGAAGUGAAUAAUAGACAAACGUCUUCAGAAUAUUGAAAUGAUUUCAUGUUAUUGCUUUACUUGCUGUGUAUAUAGCUUAAACGCAUCUGAUAAGCUUCGUUAUCAAAAAAUUAGCUGGACUAACAUGACUGUCUUUAGCUGAUAAUCAAAUUUAAUAGCUUCUGAUUACUUUGCGUGACGCUGUUACAUCAAUAUGUCAUUAGUAGUUUAAAUCCUGCUGUAAAUAAGUAUUUGUCUCGGUGUAAUUAUACAUGAAGUAUAUUGAUUGA
Ruditapes philippinarum (Manila clam) is the source of this 1792-nucleotide messenger RNA. Its product is annotated as somatostatin receptor type 2-like. The record is from RefSeq and is a predicted model, not a curated record. Lineage: Eukaryota; Metazoa; Mollusca; Bivalvia; Venerida; Veneridae. Gene Ontology annotation, molecular function: G protein-coupled receptor activity; peptide binding. The transcript has a single exon. Gene Ontology annotation, biological process: G protein-coupled receptor signaling pathway. Gene Ontology annotation, cellular component: neuron projection; membrane. Bases 120 to 1307 code for a protein of 395 amino acids.